Molecule: messenger RNA, 2560 nt
Organism: Achroia grisella
Lineage: Eukaryota; Metazoa; Arthropoda; Insecta; Lepidoptera; Pyralidae
Gene: Rab32
Product: ras-related protein Rab-32
Exons: 5
Coding region: 1-1590 (529 amino acids)
Biological process (GO): phagosome-lysosome fusion; endosome to lysosome transport
Cellular component (GO): Golgi apparatus; late endosome; lysosome
Molecular function (GO): GTP binding; GTPase activity
Source: RefSeq, a predicted model, not a curated record
AUGCCAGACGAGGAGCCCCCCUUACCUCCCCCUUCCCCGACAACCCCGCGCUCCGGGCCUUCGCGCCUUCGACGAACUCUACACACGCUGCGCUCGCCGUUCCGCUCCGGCUCGCCCUUCCACAUUGGCUCGAUCAAGCGUACUGGUUCUACUAAGUCUUGCGCAUCAGACGGCGACAUUACGUGCGACGAACGCACGAUGCGUAAACGUAAUAAAAAACAUCGCGACACGGCCAGCGAUGCCUCUCACAGUACGAAUGGUUCGCCUAAGGCCGAUAAAAAGAAAAAAGACGGUGGAAGUCUCUUACGUAGGAUGGGUAGUUUAGGUAAAAGACGAGCAGAGUCGACACCACCUCCAUCACCAUUUAGAACAGUGGAGUCUACUACAGGAAAUCAGCUACCUUCCGAAAAAGAAGAAUCUCCUACAAAUGAUUCUUCUCCUGAAAAAGAGAACUUAACACCUUCGCAAAAUCUAUCAUUAAAGACAUCAGAGGUAACGCCGAAGUCCUCGCCUGAAUUAACACCAGAGCCUACCCCAGAACCGGCCAGUCCGAUUGCAGUAGAACAUCCAGUCGCGACACGACUUUUCACAAAAGCAGCUUGGAAAAGAAACAGUGAAACCGAGAUGGAAAAACCUGUGGAAGAACCGAGUCCUGAAAGCGCUUUGCGGCGGCGAAUUGCGUUUGUCGCACAGGCAUCCGCCUGUUUAUCUGAGGAUCACGACGACGGAGAGAGGGGUGAGGGCGAAGUGGGGUCACUGGAAGAAGCGGUGGCACUGGCCCGCGUGCGGCUCGCCGCGCCAGCGCCGCCCUCGCCGUCACAUUCACGCGACAACGACACCGAAGAGGAGGGGUGUACGGACGCGAUGCCGGCGUACGGAGACCUCAUCGGUCCGGAGAAUAAAGCUGGGAGCAUCGAAUCGCCGUCUCAUGCGUCUACCAGCGCCGAAAGACGAGAGCACCUGUACAAGAUUCUAGUAAUCGGCGAACUGGGCACUGGGAAGACGUCCAUCAUCAAGAGAUACGUGCACCAGUUCUUCAGCCAGCACUACAGAGCCACCAUAGGAGUAGACUUCGCACUCAAAGUUCUAAAUUGGGACGCUAAUACAAUAAUCCGACUGCAGUUAUGGGAUAUUGCAGGGCAAGAGCGUUUUGGAAACAUGACCCGUGUGUACUACAAGGAGGCUGUGGGGGCAUUCAUAGUAUUUGACGUGUCACGAGUGCUCACAUUCGAUGCAAUCUUCAAGUGGAAGAACGAUUUGGACUCUAAAGUACAGCUGCCUGAUGGCUCGCCAAUACCGUGCAUAUUACUGGGCAAUAAGUGCGAUCAACAAAAGGAGGGCAUAGUAAACUCACCGACAAAGAUGGACGAGUUCUGCAGGGAGAAGGGCUUCGCAGGCUGGUUCGAAACUUCGGCCAAGGAGAACAUUAAUAUAGAAGAGGCGGCGCGCUCAUUAGUUAAUAAGAUUCUUCUUAACGACAAACUACUUCAAAACAACGAUAGUAAAGACGGUGAGAGAUUCUCGCUUGAACACAAGAUAGCGAACGGCGAGAACAACCGAGAUGGCAACACCAAAUCAUGUUCCUGCUGACCAAUAUAUUACCAUAUAUUAUCCAGUAAGAGUGUUAGGGUCCACACAGUUUGACAAAAUGUAUACAGACUGGGGUCUUAAUUAUGUAACACUGUUACUAACAAUACACAUGGAAAACAGAUCGAUAUUUACAAUAUUGUAAUAUUAUUUUAUUUAUGAAUAAUAUUAAAUAGCCUCUAACUAACCCAUUUUGUAAUAACAGUCGUGAAUAUUUAUUGUUAUUAUCCAAAGGUCCCAAUUGAAAGAGUGUUACGUUUCUCUGUGAAUCGCUAUAUUUAUUUUCUGGGCAAAGUAGCUAUCAGCACUCAAGUCACUUACCCUCGGAGCGCGCUUCCAUAGUCGUAAAAAACAAUUUGUCUUCUGGGCUCCAUGACCCUAGCGUCUUUACGGCAAAUGAUAAAAACCAAUAAGAUCCUUCCAGUUUCGAAUACUUGAUUUAUAUAUUUUAAAGUUAUGCAUGGAUUUCAUAGAAUCGUUAAACUUAAGGUUUUCUAACUGUCUUAUAUCACAAUUUAGAAUUGUUACUAACAACGUUACAUAAUUAAGACCUAGGUAUCAAUCAAUAAAAGUUCCAAUAUGUAGAUAUUUAUUAAUAACAUAAUUAUAUGUAGGCAUGUGUAUAUUUAAUGACUUAUCGAUAUUUUUUUAUGUUUCUUUUAUUAUUAUCUUCACCAAAUCACAAAAACUUAUAUAAAAAUAAUAAAUAGAAAAAAAUUCUUUGGACAUAAACAAAAUAAACUUUUGAGAGUGUCUGUUUUGUCUUAUUUGUUAAGACAAUGAUCAAAUAAUAUAAAAAUGUACUGGAAUUGAAACGUGCGUUUAAAUUACAGAAAAUAAAUAUUACUUAAUUGUCGUAUACACUAUGCAAAAUUUUAUAAUCUGUAGAAUAUAUAGAGUAUGUGGUCGUAUUUUUUAUCUGUAACAUUGACUUGAUGCAAUAAUACAAUUAUAUAAUUGAAAAUGAUAUGAA